AACUUUGCCCUGGGAGAAACUGAACUGUGAUAAAAAGUUAGCCUUUGACACCAAACGCUGGUGAGAGACCAUUGAUGUGAGAACAUGGCUUCCUCCAGUGCUGUGGAGAGACUUCAAGCUUUGGAGUCCAUCGAGAAAGAGAUAGCAGCAGUUCUACAAAACGCAGGCCUGGCAGUACAGGAGUUGUGUAAGGACAAGCCGAACGAGAGACAGCUGGACAGACACACCGGUCAGUUCCUCAAGUCUCUACAGGACGUGGAGUCUGGGCUGUCUCAGGAGAUCAACUAUCUCACACAGGUUGCUACCGGCCAGCCACACGAAGGGUCCAGCUACUCAGCCCAGAAGGAGACACAGAUGGCCCUGCACAGGGUGGAACAUGCCAAGAAAAGACUGGCAGAUCUCAACACGGUCUGCACACAGGGACCUCAGCAGUGAUGGGACACUUUGGGGAAGGGAAAGUGGUCGCAAACCAGUUUAGCUCUGGAGAAAGUGCAAGUGAAACUGAUUUGUCACACUGAAGAGCUCAUCCUUCACUGAUCCUGACAGAAAAGACACAUAAUGUGGACAGUAUAUAAUGGUUCACUGUAAAACUUUCGCUUGUUCUUUUUCACAACACAAAGUCUACAAUGAACAGAGGACCACAGCUUUCAAUGUACCACCAGAAGGUGCAUUAUUUAUGAGUGAGAACAGGCUGGGAUUGGACCCUAGUAGUUUAGAAGCAGCAUUUUGGAACUGUGGAACCACCAUGAACAAUACAAUGUGUCAUGACUUUAUCUUAUCUAUGAGCUCAGUAUAAUGUCAUGUCUAUGACGUCAGAUCAUGUACAUUUGUGAGCCUAAAGACCUCUUGGUUUGUGCCUUAUUAAAUAUUGGUUAAUGAAAUUUGAAAACAUUCUGGUGAACAGUUGAAUUUCAUUUUACACGUUCCUAUAUGUAAAUAUAUGUAGACUUCUAGUGCUACAGUUAUUUCAAUUUUGUAUUCAUAUAUCUACAUGACAAAAAUGGCAGGCUGAUCAUGAAUUACAUUGAUAUUAACAAAACAUGAUACAGUUGUAUAGUAAUUGGAAGGAAAAUGUGGACCAAAAUAGUUACAACUUAUUCAAGUUUUAUCUUACUGUUGUUAUGUGAUAUUUGACUCCCAAUAGCUAGGUGCAAAAGCAAGUUCAUGUACCUACAUGUAUGUUAUUUAUGUUGACAAAACAUUAAAAUAUUG
Messenger RNA from Branchiostoma floridae (Florida lancelet), 1212 nucleotides. Its product is annotated as mediator of RNA polymerase II transcription subunit 11-like. Gene Ontology annotation, molecular function: transcription coregulator activity. NCBI's taxonomy places the organism in Eukaryota, Metazoa, Chordata, Leptocardii, Amphioxiformes, Branchiostomatidae. The transcript is spliced from 3 exons. Bases 85 to 435 code for a protein of 116 amino acids. Gene Ontology annotation, biological process: regulation of transcription by RNA polymerase II. Gene Ontology annotation, cellular component: mediator complex. The record is from RefSeq and is a predicted model, not a curated record.